UAUGUACAACGUAGAUGUACCUAGGUAGGUUCUGUUUCGUCCGAUGUUACUGUCUCGGUUGAUAGAUGCUGUGUCUCAUCGUAUCCGGAGAUGCAACUCGAUCUUUACCUGUGUAAGUAGCGAAUGAACCAAUUAUACAAGCUGCAGCGCGGAUCUCGGCAUGUUCCAGUUAUCAAGCAACACUUAGGUACCUAGCUUUGAUUAGAUAGGGUAGAUAACAGCAACCCCUGCAGAAAAAAGUUGAGCUCGCUGGAGUUUGUUUCUACCUACCACCGACAUCGUCUCCCAUUCCAGAGCUCCGUUUAACCCGCAAGACUCACCGAGGACAGAGACCUACAUACUUGGCCGAUUCCUGAAAAACGGCAAGGCGUCCAAUGUUUAAUUUUACCGCUCAGCUGUAGACCUGUAUCGACGUUCGCUUUGCCCCUGAACCCCCUCGACGAACCCGCAAUUUCGAAAGUCGCAUCAUAACCCCUCCUCUUGUCGUCCCGCCAUCCCCUCGUCCCCUCACCUCAACGACUCAGCGCAUAGCCAAUCGCUGAGACUUCGGACGAGAAACUAUCUACUUACACACACACACACAUCUUUAUACAUAGGUACAUAUACAUACACAUACGCAAUGGCGUCCUCGCCAUCGCAACCGCAAUCCGCGGCACCGCCACAGCCCACGCCUACGCCCACCCCACAACCUCCCAUCAACCCCUUCGUCCACAACGUCGCGCUAGGCGUAACCCCCAUAGCGCUGUUCGCGCUAUUCCUGCCGCCGCGCCGCCUGGACCUGCGCGCCAUGAUCCUCGGCGGCGUCGCGCUGUGGGGCACGGACCGGCUCGUCGCCGACUACAGCGGCACCUCGUCCCUGCGGCGCAUGGCGCGGCGCCUGGAGCAGAUGUCCGGCGCCGAGCUGCCGGACAAGGCCAAAGAGACGCAGGCGCGGCUGCGGGCCGAGCGCGCGCGACGGGCGCAGGACGGCGUCGCCGAGGACCAGAGGAGGAGCAUGAUGCUGGAGGAGCAUCGGCGGGAGAAGGAGAAGGAGAAGGAGAAGGGGCUGCUGCAGAGGGUGUGGAUGGGGGAUAGCGGCGAGGACUGGAAGGCUAAGAGGGAUCAGAGGGAGAAGGAGGCGCUGAGCGAGGGCGGCGGCGGGUACUGGAGUCUUAUUGCGGAUCAGGUGUCUGAGGUGUGGAAUCAGGGGGGGAAGAAGAAGAAUGAUGGCGACGAGGAGAAGGAGGAAAAGGAGAGCGAGUCGAAGAAGCCUUGAUUGGAUUAU
Molecule: messenger RNA, 1264 nt
Organism: Daldinia decipiens
Lineage: Eukaryota; Fungi; Ascomycota; Sordariomycetes; Xylariales; Hypoxylaceae
Exons: 2
Coding region: 620-1255 (211 amino acids)
Source: RefSeq, a predicted model, not a curated record